GGAGUCUAAACAUUUUCCCGGGAAGUUGUUGUUGUUACUGCAAUUCUUUAGCUGACGUUAGUGAGUCCGUCUCUCUUAUUAGACGUUCUCUGACUUUAGCAUCUCCUCAAUGAUGGUCUUUGUAAGUUGACAAACCAGCUUUGACACAGCCUAGGCGAUAACUAAUGUUAUGGACACGGAGGCUGACUCUGAAGAUGAACCGCCUUCGUUACUCUGGGGUCUGGACCCAGUGUUCGUCGCGUUUGCCAGAUUGUACAUCAAGGACAUUCUGUGCAUGAAGGAAUCCCGACAGGUCCCAGGAAUUUACUUCUACAGAUCCCACCCGAUAUUCCAAGUCGACAUUCUUGGGACCGUUGUGUUUAAGCGCGAGCGAGAAGACUUCUACAGUUAUGGAGUUGACGACGGCACGGGGGUCAUUAAUUGUCUUUGCUGGAAGUCAGAGAAGUGGAAAGAGCCCGAGGAGGCCGUGAAAGCAGGGGGCAGAGCAGGGAGCAGCUCGAGUGCGGCGGGCCCCUCCGGCGGCUUCAACGUGGAGGAGCAGCUGAGGCGGCUGCAGCAGACCCAGCGAGGCCUCUCCUGCCUGGACAUCGGGGACCUGCUGCGGGUGCGCGGCACCGUCAAGACCUCCAGGGGCCAGAGGGAGGUCAUGUCGUCCAUCUUCUAUAAGGUGAGUGACCCGGUGAUGGCGGUGCAGAUCUCCUGGAUACAGGAGCUGCCCAAGCUCUACCGGAGAAGCUACCACCGGCCCUUCCCUCUGGACAGUGGAGAAGCAGGCGCCGGCGCUGCCAUUGCAGGUGGCCAGACGUCCUUCUCGUCGCUUCUCGGUCGAGCCACUCAGACGCUUCGCGACUUCCUGCGGGAGAAGGAAGUGAAGCGGUUCCGGCCGUACGACGUUGAGCACCUGUUGCUGCCCCUGGCUCCCCAGCUCCCCCUACAGACAGACAGCCAGCAGGCCUCAGCAGCAGGGCCUUCGGUUCCCUCCCAUCUACGCCACCUCCUCAGCGAGACGCUCCGGCUCCUGCAGCAGGACGGAACCCUGUUCCGCCGGGUUCUCUCGCAGGACGAGCUGUACCAAGUGACGACGCAGGACAAAGACCUUUUGAUGGCCAUCCGAGAUGUCAUCCAAGAAGACUCCAAGCGUGAAAAAUAUGCGGAGAAGGGCUGCCACAUCCUGCACGUCCUGUCCAGCGUCCGGCGCCGCUUCAGCCAGAACCUGAGCCGCCCGGCCCUGGAGCUCGCCCUGCGCUACCUCGAGAGCAACAGCGACAUCAUCAGCACCAGCGACUGCCACUACACCGUCGUCUGACCCGGCACGAACCCACUGGGCCGGCCCGGCCAGUCGGAUUUUUUUUUUUUUUUAGGGGGCAAUAAGCUGAAUCAGUUUCGGGCGAAUUUCGUGGUGGGAUGUUCUGGCAAAAGGCAAAGGCAGUGACUAGCUUUGCGCUUCCUGUGUUGUUUUUAUCUCUCUCGUUCCUCUUCUCAACCAGAAAGGUUGCAGUGUUUUUGUUUUUGUUUUUUUUAAAGAGAAUUAGGGGAUAACAAAUAUUAUUGUUAUCAUGUAAAUAACACAUGAAGCAGAAUUUCUCUGGAAGUUGAAUAUGCUCAAAACCACGCAGCUGCUAUUUCCGAAGUCCCUCUCGAAAACAUGAAACUUUUGUCUUCACUGAAGAGGUGAUGUAAUUAUUUCAUUCAUUAAAAUUGGCGAUUUCGUCAUGUGAAAUUGGGCACCGAUUCAGCAGGGUGUCCGACCUGCCACAAGAGGGGGACAUUCAUGCGUAAUAAAUGUGUUGCCAUCUCUCUGACAAACAUCUGUAUCAGCUUCACGUUUCCUGUUCCCCUGUCGGCCUCUUGUCAAUGGACAAUUACAGUAGACAACUUUGGCAUACAAGAGUGCACAGUGAACAACAAAUACCGAAUAGAAAUUAAAAAAUAAAAAUAUUGUUUUUUAAA
Sardina pilchardus (European sardine) is the source of this 1950-nucleotide messenger RNA. It is a transcript of the gene stn1, whose product is annotated as STN1 subunit of CST complex. The transcript has 10 exons. Gene Ontology annotation, molecular function: single-stranded telomeric DNA binding. The record is from RefSeq and is a predicted model, not a curated record. Gene Ontology annotation, cellular component: CST complex. Gene Ontology annotation, biological process: telomere capping. NCBI's taxonomy places the organism in Eukaryota, Metazoa, Chordata, Actinopteri, Clupeiformes, Clupeidae. Bases 170 to 1306 code for a protein of 378 amino acids.